AUGUCGGCCAGAAGCAAAGUGUUGUACAGUUUAGUGGGUACGCGAGGCGGCGUGGUUCUAGGAGAGCUUGGAAGCAGGCCUGUGUACUUGGAGGCUUUUUUGCAGAAGAUACAGCCUUCCUCCACAGUGAAAACAGUCAAGGUUCGGAACGACUAUAUUGCGUACUCGUUUGGGCCCUGCAACAUAUACCUGGCCAUGUACAGGGAAAUAGAGGCGGAGCAGGAGGUGGAAGGCGAAGUUGAGGCAGCGAAGGAAAAAAUAGAAAACACGCCAGGCGCGAAGGAGCUGCACGGCGUGUUCAAGGCCCUCGGAGAGUGUGCGAGCGAGAGCGAGAAUGCGGAGGAGGAAGAGGCUGCAGAGCCUGACUCAGACCCUGAGGAGGAGCCUGCCAACUGGAGCCGGUGGAAAAAGGCAGGGAGCAUUAUGAAGCUGUUUUCGCGGAGGGAGGACAUUACGGAGAAGAGCGUGCACGACCAUCUCAUUGGCAGGAAUGUGCCAAACACGCUCAGCCGCAAAAUAUCCAGGGAUAUCAUGGCAGUGCUCAAGAACGAGUGUGCUGACAGCCCGCAAACAGCAGAGAGUGUGCGGAGCAGCUUUAGAAAGGUAAUAUCCGAAAUAGUGCCCACAAUGUCUCCAGAGAGCAUAAUCAGCGAGAUAGAAGCCCACAGAAAAAGCGCCAAGACGCCGUAUGUCUUUUGCAUGGUUGGCGUGAACGGGGUGGGAAAGUCCACGACGCUGUCCAAGCUUUGCCUGUGGAUACUUAAGAACAAGUACAAAAUAUGCGUGGCAGCGUGCGACGGCUUCAGAAGCGGCGCAAUCGAGCAGCUGAAGAAGUAUGUGGACAGAUACCAGGCAAGGGGGCAUGCGAUCUCCUUGUACGAAAAGGGGUACAAGAAAGACGAGGCUUCGAUCGCGAGCAAGGCCAUUUCGCACGCUCUGGAACACCACUUUGACGUGGUUUUAAUCGACACGUGCGGCCGCAUGCCUGGAAACACGCAGUCCAUGAUGUCGCUGACCAAGCUGAUUCGGGUGAACAAGCCAAACAAAAUAUUCUACGUGGGCGAGGCAUUGGUUGGAAACGACUCAAUCCAGCAAAUCCAAGGGUUCAACGAGUACAUAGAGAGAGCGUGCGUGAACAAGUCUGUUGAUGGAAUUAUUGUGACAAAGUGCGACACUGUAGACGACAAGAUAGGAACCAUAGUCAGCCUGGCACACACAGUGGACAAGCCCAUUGCCUUCAUAGGCGUGGGGCAGAAAAACGUCGACCUUCUGCCGUUUGACAUAGACAGCCUGUGCGAGUCUCUAUACAUCUAG
Messenger RNA from Nematocida major, 1314 nucleotides. RefSeq names its product signal recognition particle receptor subunit alpha. The coding region runs from base 1 to 1314 and encodes 437 amino acids. The record is from RefSeq and is a predicted model, not a curated record. The transcript has a single exon. Gene Ontology annotation, cellular component: endoplasmic reticulum membrane. Lineage: Eukaryota; Fungi; Microsporidia. Gene Ontology annotation, molecular function: ATP hydrolysis activity; GTPase activity; GTP binding. Gene Ontology annotation, biological process: SRP-dependent cotranslational protein targeting to membrane.